AUGUUCCUCUUUUCUGCUAAGACUAAGACCCCCAUCAGCACCUACAAGGACUCCUACAGGGCUCCCACUUCCAUCAAGGAGGUCUAUAAGGAUCCAGCACUAUGGGCCUGGGAACCCAACAAGUUUGUGACCCGGGGCCUGACUCAAACCAUGGAGCGCCACAUGGACCCUGAUGCCCUGCAGAAGAUGAUCAGAUGUGCUGUGCAGGAAUAUAGCUGUAAAAACUCUAUACCAGGUCACCCUUACUUCCCUGAAAAGUAUUGGCUUUCUCAAGAAGAAGCAGAGAGAUGCUGCCCAAACUAUCUGUAUGGCAAUCAAUGUGUCACGUGGAGGACAGGACCUUGCAACAGCAUCUGCUGGAACAAGUACACCACCUGCCUGCCACCACUGUCCAAGGAGACCGGGAUGGAGAUGGUAGUUCGACAGCCCUUGGAGUGCCCUCCUAAACCAGAGCGCCUCAAUGCCUACGAGCGCGAGGUCGUGGCGAACAUGCUGAAUUCACUGUCCCGGAGGCAGCCACUGCCACAGAUCACCCCCCGAUGUGCGUGCAUGGACCCGCUGCCGGGCCGCCUGCCCUGCCAGGGUUACGAAAGCCCUUGCUCGGGUCGCCACUACUGUCUGCGAGGGAUGAACUACUGCGUCGCAGGACCAACCUGCCUUCAACGCCGCCUGAGGCCUGUGUGCUGCACUCAGCCGACUGUAAGAGCUGUAUUUUCCCACCAUUACCGUCCCGGACUCCAAUGUGCUGUUACAGCUGCCCCACCGCCAUACUACCCUUAUCCCAACCUUAGAUGGGACACAAGUCACUUCAAGAGGACCGGUGGUGCCUUGAAAAACAACUACAUUAUCCACCCAGAGUUUGUGUCUGAGUCCUAUCCUGAAUAUGGCUGCUGGUAG
This is a messenger RNA of Elephantulus edwardii (Cape elephant shrew), 897 nucleotides long. It is a transcript of the gene SPMIP6, whose product is annotated as chromosome unknown open reading frame, human C9orf24. NCBI's taxonomy places the organism in Eukaryota, Metazoa, Chordata, Mammalia, Macroscelidea, Macroscelididae. The coding region runs from base 1 to 897 and encodes 298 amino acids. The record is from RefSeq and is a predicted model, not a curated record. Gene Ontology annotation, molecular function: alpha-tubulin binding. Gene Ontology annotation, cellular component: perinuclear region of cytoplasm; manchette. The transcript has 7 exons.